Molecule: messenger RNA, 1467 nt
Organism: Hansenula anomala
Lineage: Eukaryota; Fungi; Ascomycota; Saccharomycetes; Phaffomycetales; Wickerhamomycetaceae
Gene: ARO8
Product: bifunctional 2-aminoadipate transaminase/aromatic-amino-acid:2-oxoglutarate transaminase
Exons: 1
Coding region: 1-1467 (488 amino acids)
Biological process (GO): L-tyrosine biosynthetic process; aromatic amino acid catabolic process
Molecular function (GO): pyridoxal phosphate binding; aromatic-amino-acid:2-oxoglutarate transaminase activity; L-2-aminoadipate:2-oxoglutarate transaminase activity
Source: RefSeq, a predicted model, not a curated record
AUGACUGGCCCAAAAGAUUUAACACAUUUGUUGUCUGAAGAAUCAAAAUCUCGUCAACCAUCAGCUCUUAAAACCGCCUUCAAAUAUUUUGCUGAUCCAAAUAUCGUCUUUUUAGGUGGUGGUUUACCAUUAUCUGACUAUUUCCCAUGGAACAAGAUCACUGCUGAAUCACCAGCCGCUCCUUUCAGAAAUGGUAUUGGUGCUGUUCCACAAUCCGCUGAUGAAAAAGUUGUUAUCGAAUUAGGUAAACACUCUUCAGAAAAUGGUCAUCAUGAAGAUAUCCCAUUAUCUCGCUCUUUACAAUAUGGUUACACUGAAGGUCAACCAGAAUUGAUCAACUUUAUAAAAGAACAUACCAAAUUGGUUCAUAAAAUCCCAUAUGAUGGUUGGGAUAUCAUUGCAACUAUUGGUAACACACAAUCUUGGGAUGCUACUUUGAGAACUUUCUGUACAAGAGGUGAUGUUAUUCUUGUUGAAGAUUAUAGUUUCAGUUCUGCUUUGGAAACCGCCAAUGCUCAAGGUGUUAUUCAAUUCCCAGUUCCUGUUGAUGAUUUUGGUAUCAUUCCAGAAAAAUUGGAGUCCAUUUUGAAUGAUUGGGUUGGUCCAAAACCAAAAUUAUUAUACACUAUUCCAACUGGUCAAAACCCAACUGGUUCUUCAUUAUCUCCAGAAAGAAGAAAAGCUAUCUACAAAUUGGCUCAAGACCAUGAUUUCAUCAUUAUUGAAGAUGAACCAUACUAUUAUUUACAAAUGGAUACAUACACCGAAGAUGCAUCCUCAAGAGCUGGUAAAGCUGUUCACUCUCAUAAAGAAUUUUUGGAAGCUUUAGUUACAUCAUUUAUUUCUUUAGAUGUUGAUGGUAGAGUUAUUAGAUUAGAUUCAUUCUCUAAAGUUAUUGCACCAGGUUCUCGUAUGGGUUGGAUUGUUGCUCAAAAACCAUUAUUGGAAAGAUUUGUUAGAAUACAUGAAGUUACUAUUCAAACAGCAAGUGGUUUCACUCAAAGUUUAAUCAAUGGUACUUUGGUUAGAUGGGGUCAAGAAGGUUAUUUAGAUUGGUUAAUUGGUUUACGUCAAGAAUAUACACAUAAACGUGAUGUUGCAAUUGAUGCCGUCAACAAAUAUUUCCCAAAACAAGUUUCUCAAUUCACUCCACCAGUUGCAGGUAUGUUUUUCACUGUUAAAUUUGAUGCUUCAAAACAUCCAAAGUUCGAAUCUGAAUUCGGUAAAGAUCCAUUAAAAGUUGAAAAUGCAUUAUACGAACAAGGUUUAGAAAACGGUGCUCUUUUGAUUCCAGGCUCUUGGUUUAAGGCUAAAGGUCAAACCAACCCUCCACAAAAAGAUCAUAGAGUCCCAGGUAGUGAAAAUAUCAUCUUUUUCAGAGGUACUUAUGCUGCCGUUCCAUUGGAUAAAUUGGUUAUUGGUUUAGAGAGAUUUGGUCAAGCUGUUACUCAACAGUUUGGUUUAUGA